UUGCAGUAUGGAUGGCGGUGCGAUCGGUGUGAUGUUUUAGUUGAAAAGUCAGCUGAAUAUAGCGACUUUGGAUCAGCAUCAAUAUCGCGGGAGCUACAUAGUGAAAAUAUGAAUCGGCUCUUGUGAGCAAGUCAAGUACCAUCCAACGAACCAACAACAACAAUCGCCUCGGAUUUUCGGUGGUGUGUACUGUUGUGAGAUAUCAUUUUGGUGGAGCACUGCGAAUGCAACCUCACCAGAUUGGCAGCGAGUGCAGUUCAGUUUUGGAGUUCAAUUGUGAAGUAACGGCAGAAAUUCUCGAAGGAUAUUUCUGUGUCUCUGGAUGCUGGAGAAGUGGAAAGGGUUUCUUAGGUAUCGGGGACGUCUCAUUAAAGGCAAAGGGGUCGUUAAAUCGCAUUCUGUGAAGAAAAGCCUCCUGUGUGUGGUGUGAGUCACAUCGUCGUCAGACGUCGCCGAACACUGCCGCCGACGUCUUCAUCAACCGGUCGUUUGAGAGACGUACAUUCACACACAUUAGAGUGAGAAUGCAGAGUAAUUCGAAUCGGCUCAGCGACGCGACGCGAAACGUGGCCUAAGCAACACACAAUAAACCCGAGAGGCACAAUCUAAAAUUUAUAAGAAAAGCCUAGGUCAAUAAUGUAUGUAGUGAUGUGCGUUCGGCGAUUUCUUGCCUCGUAAUUUGGCCAACCGCUGCCUUUUGGCGUUCGAGAAAAGCGGUUGAUUUAUUUCGGCUGGUCUCUCGUGAGUUUGUCAUUGCAAUUGCACAUCACAAUAACAACAAGUGCGCGAGUUAUUCUGGGAUUCUGUAGUUGUAUGCAGUUUUUGGCUAAUCUAUCUCUAAUGAAUAGUAGCAAGAAGGUUAGGUUUCCCCACACAGCGUUAAUCAGCCUCAUUGAAUGAGGCAACACACUACAAUUCUGUGACUGUAAAUAAGAAAAAACUAAUUAACGAGUUAACGUGAUUAAGAAGUGUUGUUAUGCCAGAAUCAAAUUUAAGGAAGAACCAAAUUCAAAAAUAUUUUGGUUAAGACAUUGUGAGGUACUCAUUUUUCCUCAAUUAAAAACAAGCUGCUUUAGCAAAAACCAAUAAAAGAAGUGGAAAGUAAAUCGUGUUGUGAGGUUUACGGUCGACGAAGCCAAAAUUCAAGGUAAUUUUUUAUCGCCAACACGAGUGUCCGUCUGUGUAAAACGGUUUUCGUUAUCGCCACAACACACGCCUCAAAUUUUAAAGAUAUUUACAUUCAGAUGAAAUCAUUGGAGUAAUAAGAUCUACGUAAAAUGGUUUACUACACCACGGGACUGCCGCUGCUCAUGCAGCAGGCAGAAAGCAACGGUUCAAGCCAAGUCUGCUUUCCCAACGACCAAGUCCCACAGCAACAGCAACAAAUUGCGUAUCAGCAGCAACAACAACAGCAACAGCAACAACACCAAGUAGUUAAUUUGAGUAACAGUGUUGCCAGUUCAUCGGCGCAGCUGAACGGUUACAGCGGAACAAGUUUUCAGCAACCGCCGUCACAAUCGACGGUUGCGGCCACCGGAAAAUUCCGGUGCGAUAUCUGUAACAUUAACUUCGGUAGCAAAAGUGCCCAGACAAGUCACAUGAAGUCGCACACCAAGCAGCAACAGCAACAGAUCGACAGCAAGGUAGCCGCCAUGAAGGGAGCAAAUAGUGCGGGAACCGGCCAACAGAUGCCGGCCGAUCCGUACCAGUGCGAUGUGUGCAAGAAGACGUUUGCCGUGCCGGCGCGGCUCGUCCGGCACUAUCGAACGCACACUGGAGAGCGGCCCUUCGAAUGCGAAUUCUGCCACAAGAUGUUUAGCGUUAAGGAAAAUCUGCAGGUUCACAGGCGGAUUCACACCAAGGAGCGGCCCUACAAGUGCGACAUCUGUGGCCGGGCGUUCGAACACAGCGGCAAGUUGCACCGGCACAUGCGCAUCCACACCGGUGAACGACCCCACAAGUGCACCGUUUGCGGCAAAACGUUCAUCCAGUCCGGCCAGCUAGUUAUUCACAUGCGAACGCAUACAGGUGAAAAACCCUACAAAUGUCCGGUUGAAGGAUGCGGAAAGGGUUUCACCUGCUCGAAACAGCUGAAGGUUCACUCGAGGACCCACACCGGAGAGAAGCCGUACCAUUGUGAUAUUUGCUUCCGAGAUUUCGGAUACAACCACGUAUUAAAGUUGCACCGGGUGCAGCACUACGGAGCCAAGUGCUACAAGUGCACGAUCUGCGAUGAAACCUUUAAAAGCAAAAAGGAGAUGGAAGCCCACAUCAAGGGCCACGCGGACGAACUUCCGGACGACGACGAGACUGAUAGCAAACUAAGCGUAGCUGCGUCCACCAGUAGCAGCACCAGCAGCAGCAGUAGCAGUCGAAGCAACAGCCUCGAAUACGCUUCCAGUUCCGCCAGCACUCCUCCCUCGACCGAGAGUGUACUGACUGAAGAGCCGAUGGUCCUCGAAGAAGAUAUUCCUCCGCCACGGAUAGAAUUCCGGGAGCACAGCGAAGGCGUGAAUCCUCCGGAAGGCGUCCACUACUAUUCGCAGUUUGAGAAGUCGGUACUGCGGCAAUACGGAGUCCAGUCCGGUGUUAAUCCAGCCCUCUUAGCAGCGGCAUCUAUCGCCGCUGCUGCUUCGGCCUCCGGUUUAGACUCGAAGGAUCUUCCAACAAUGUGUAAUAAUGCUAGUCCAUCUCCACCGCCACUGAUCUACCAAAAUUCAACCAUUCAACACCAACAAGAAUACAUGAGCACGGGAACAGGUCGAUUGACGCCCAGCUCCAGCUCCGGAUCGAUACAGAGCGAGCCGAUGGAUAUGCAUCGGGAGGUUAAACACUCGCAUUUGUUGCACCAGCAGCAACAUCAACAGUUGCAGCAGCUGGACCAGCAGCAGCAUCAUCAACAGUCACCGCCGCCGGCUCUCAAUGGAGGCACAUUCAUGUAUGAACCGUUCCCGAUCAUGAAACAUCACGGGUACUUUGCACCCGCCUCGCAAAGUAGUGAUUUCAGAUCCUCGAGUGACAUCGUCCGCCAGGUAGAGGCCGCCUUAUCCGGAACGGAGAACCUGCUAACGCCACCCCGCUCGUCUCCGGAAUCUCCGGACCGAUCGUCUUCGCCCGAAUCCGACUCAGCUAUUCUGAUGUCCGAUCGUGACAACAACACCCUGCCACCCCGCAAACGAAAGCUCUACUUCAAGGAUCAACAUCAGCAAGUGCAGCAACAACAGCAGCACCACCUGGAACCGGAACAAUCGGACGUUACUGACCUGUCUCCGGACCAUCGACGGAAUUCGGCUUCUUCGCCUCCGGUUCCCGCAGUCCGGAUGAGUUCCGUGAUCCAGUUUGCGCGGGCCUCUUAGAAUCAGUAGUUGCAUGAAACAAUAGAAUCGAUACAAAAAACUAUCCAAAGAUUCCCAACGAUGGCCUAGCGAAUUCGUUGGACAAGAAAGAGUACAUGUGCUCGAGUUUUAAAUUUCUCAAUAAGCACUAUCGUGUGGCGGCCAUAUUAGCGACGAUUUUGAAACGUCAGUGCGGAGCAUGUAAAUUUGGACUAGGAUGGAAAACGAUGGAUUCUUGUUAGAACGCAAAUAGACUUACUAGUGGAUAGCUAAACUAAAGAAAUCGUUUUAGAAGGUAAUAUUUAUCUACGAGUAAGUGAAGGAAAUAAAUUGUAGCGAGUCGGUUUAACACAAAAAGAUAGCAAAAAAACGAAACCCUACACAUGCAUACACACAAAUAAAAAAAACUGCAACAAGACUGUCUCAGGUUAAUCAGUCAUUACAUUUGAUAAGUUUCAUUCGCUUCUUUUGGAAAGCAGAGUGGUAUCUUGAACAGAAGGAAUCAAGCAAGGAUGGCAAAUAGAAGUAUUUUCCUAACGGAAGUGAUUCUAUGUCUGAACUGUUUUGGGAAAAUUAAUUAAAAAAAAUAUUAAGACUGUUGAAUUGUCAAAAAUUCUAGUAAGCGAAAUUAUUUUAAGACGCUAGAAAGAGUAACAUUUUUAGGAAAAACAAACUGAAGAGAAGGAUUAAGAGUGGUAUUAGCAACGGAGAAAAAUAUAUCCAUAUUUUACAAAGGAGGAUCGCAUUUUUUGGAUGAAGCCCCCCAUUGCGAAACUGAUAAAUAAGCAAAAAAAAGUAACUACUGAAAUUUGAUGGCCAUGUGAAAAAGACUAGUUUUUUAUAGAAACAAAAUUCGGUUUAGGAACGAGGCGGAACAUGUAAGAGAAGCGAAAAAGAUAGACUGGAACCCCCAAAAUUACAUUCUAGCCUUAAGAAACCUAUCUCCCUAGAAGUUUAACUAUUCACUCCCCCUUUUCGGUGAAAAUUGAAAACUAUCAAUAAUCUUCCCAAAAUUUACCCAAAAUUUGAUUGCACUAAAUUCACCCGCAACUGUAAAUACUGUUAAUCGUAAGGACAAAUAUUAGUCAAUAUGCAAUAAUCAAUUGGACAGCAAAAAAGCAAAGCAAAAAUACCACUACAUUCACUGCCAAUAUUAAGAAAUAAGCAAAACAAAAAUCGAAACAUUGGAUCGAAAAACUUGGAAAGCAAACACAACUUCCCUAAAAAACCAGUGACGAAAACCAACCCAAUAACCAAUUUUACUAGCAAACAAUAAGUUAAUCCGAUACAAUCGUGACAGAUGCAAAAAAACUGAUUGCAACCAUCAGGGACAUUCUUUUUCUAAGCGAUAUUAAGCUGGGAGCAGAACUUGCAGCACUGUUCAGCCAUGCUGUGACAGCCUACAUACAAUGCAUGCAUCCCAGCGCUGAACAAUUUUGAUAGACAUCACUUAUGUAACAUGUUCAUUUGAUGUUAAGCUAAGUGGAAGAAUUCAUUAUGAUUUUAAGAAAUGAAUGACUUCUUGUAGUUAAAAUUCAUUUAACUAAAAAAUCAUUCAGAUUUGAAUUUGAAUCAGAUAAAUUAUAUUUUGAAGUCUACAGUACGAAGUUUUGAAGUCUGCAAUCUGAGGUCUGAAAUGAAGUUUGCAAAUUGAAAUCUGCAUUCUGAAAUCUGAAAUGUAAUGUCAGAAGCUUGAAGUCUGUACUUAGUCUAGAUUCUGGAAACUGAACUCCCAACUCUAAACUCUGGAAUUUCAACUAUGAAGCUGGAAUCCUGUGAUUCAAAUUCUAAGCUCUGAUCGCUGAAUUAGAACUUUGAACUCGAAACUUACAAUUUCGCAAAGAUUUGACCCUGAGAAAACCGAUCUCUGAGAUCUGAACUAUAAGCUGAAGAAAUUUUAACUUCGAACUCUGAGCACUGAACGUUAAACUCUUAACUCAGACUUUGACUUCUUAACUCAGAUUUCUGUGUUCUAUACUCUGAACUUUGGAUUUUGAACUCUGAACUCUCUGAACUCUCGAACCUUGAACUCUUUUCUAUGAAUACCAAAAAAGUCAUAUUUCAGAACCCAGGUCUUUGAACUCUGAACUCUUAAAUAUGACCCUGUGGACUUGAUCUUCCUACUAUGAGCUCUGAAAUCUUUAACCCGAUUACUGAACUCUGCAAUCUGAGCCGAAAGAUCAGAAAAUAUAGAUCAUGCUCCAUUACUUUGAUCUCUUAACUAUGAGCUUCGAACUUAUCUAUGAAUUUCUGAGCUUUUUAUUUUCCUCAGAAUGUAAAAAAAAAAGACUUUAGAAUUACUAAUUCAAAACUCUGCACUCAGAACUUUAAAUAUAGAACUGAUUGAUGUUUAAGCUUUGUAAUUUGAAGUUUGAACUGUUAACUCACACAAAGUCUGACCUCUGAGCUUUGUUUUGAGCUUAGAACAUUCAGCUACGAUUUCUGAGUAGCUGAUUUCUGAAAUAUCAACUUUUUACUUUACACUAUUUCACUUUUUCAAAUCUAAGAGCUGAAAUCUUCCACUUAGCUCGCCAGUAAAUAGCAAACUAGAAGACAAAAACAAAUAUACCUCAAACUAUUAAAUCGAAAAUACAAAACGAAUCCCAUUACAAGCUAGAUCACACUUAGGUAUUAUUUCCGAAUCAUUAAAAAAUGAUCACUUUUGUAAAUAGUCAUUCAUUUAGCAUGAUCGUGAGUAAAACAAAGAAAACUAAUCUAAACUAAUUGAAAAAAAAAUCUUUUGAUACAUUUGAUUUCUGAUCUCCAAGCUCGCGUUUUUUCUUCGCUUUACAGCAAUAGACCGUACUAUCAUUAUUUAGUCUAGUUUGUUGAAUUUUAUUUUACAAACAAACCUCUUAAUUAAGCUUCCUAAUAAGCCUCGUUAAGAACUAAGCAGUAAGGUAAUGCUUUAGAAACAAGAGAAAACAAUUUAAAACGAUAUUGUAUCUGUAUAGCGAACAUUCGUAGUGAAGCAACAUUAUCCAGAUCCAUGCAUUUAUUGACGAUAAAUCUAUUUUAAAGAAAAAAACAACAACUAGUAAGUAUAGUAAUUUAGUCCUUUCGCGAGUGAAUUUCACAUUUUCGAUUUACACAAAUUUUUGUUAAGAUAAACAGUUUUUGUUGAACGUUUUACACUGAAAUAUUUCGUGAGGGAUUUUUGUUAUUAGCAAAAGUUUGAAAUAAUAUUUAAAGAAAAAUAGUAGCAAAACGAAAUGUUUCUGAGUCAGCGUUUGUCGAGGAUUUUUUUGAACUUCCAACGGCAAAAGCAAACUCUUAACCCUUUAACCCAAUAGUCGAAAUUUGUCUCCUUUCUCUUCCGAAAAAUCCAGCCGAAUUUCGGAAGUAUUUGAAGUCAUGCGAUCGAAGCAAUGAACGUGUCCGUCGUAUGUUUAACUGUGAAGAUUUUUUACAAAGGAAUCUUCCGAAUUUUGUUAAUUCAUGUUUAUGUUUUGAUCGGUUGAGAUACUAUUUUCCAAGCUUAUCCACAAUCAGCGAGAGGCGAAAAUCCGUUUUCAAGGACUUACUUCUGUUACACUCUCAAUGUAGUUUAUACUAUGACGUAUGUAAAUCUAAUUAAUAUAUUAUCAUUACUAUAACCGAUUAGUGGUAGUCAUUUGAAAGAAACCAUAAAUCGACAUAAAAUCACAAAAUCAACCCAAACACAAAACACACACCCUUCACACUGAUAUUUAGAAUUAAGAACAUUUGGAACACUUUUUACUGUGUAAAAUAAUAGACGAGAACGGGAAGGCUGGAUUUUAUUCCUGCAAUAAAAUUAGAUCGCCGCAUAUGAAUCGCUCUGUAACUGUGCUGAGAAUUAAAAAAAAAAAAAAACAAUACAUUUCUACCAACACGCAAUAGCUGUGAAAGUCAAGCAUCUAAUCAACUAAAUUUCCUUUUAACAAAAAUCAAUUCUACACUUUAUCGCGGUUUGUUUUCAACAACCGAUAGCAACCACCCAUGCAAUUGGUAAUCAUCUGAAGAAAUUUAACGUAAAAACAAAACAAAAAAAAAUCGUAAUAUUUGCGCAAUACAAAAACAAGAACUGAAAGUUUCCUUAGAAAGUGUGGGUUUUACUUGUGAAAGAAUAAAUAGUGAAUGACAUCAACGAUUAGACAGUCUUGGGUGAAGCAAGGUUUUGAAAGCGAAUACGUCGUGUGAGAAAAAAAGGAAAAAUGUGAAUAAAAACCCAUAAUUGUAACAACAACAAAAAAGCUACCAAAACCAUCAUGUAACACGAUGACGAUGAUUCACCGAUUUGUAUGCGAAUGCGAGAA
This is a messenger RNA of Uranotaenia lowii, 7612 nucleotides long. It is a transcript of the gene Kr-h1, whose product is annotated as Krueppel homolog 1. The coding region runs from base 1278 to 3356 and encodes 692 amino acids. Gene Ontology annotation, molecular function: DNA-binding transcription factor activity, RNA polymerase II-specific; RNA polymerase II cis-regulatory region sequence-specific DNA binding. NCBI's taxonomy places the organism in Eukaryota, Metazoa, Arthropoda, Insecta, Diptera, Culicidae. The record is from RefSeq and is a predicted model, not a curated record. Gene Ontology annotation, cellular component: PcG protein complex; transcription regulator complex. The transcript is spliced from 5 exons. Gene Ontology annotation, biological process: regulation of transcription by RNA polymerase II.